Aspergillus nidulans FGSC A4 is the source of this 1038-nucleotide messenger RNA. RefSeq lists its product as uncharacterized. Gene Ontology annotation, molecular function: nucleic acid binding; RNA-DNA hybrid ribonuclease activity. Bases 1 to 1038 code for a protein of 345 amino acids. Gene Ontology annotation, cellular component: nucleus. The transcript has 2 exons. Lineage: Eukaryota; Fungi; Ascomycota; Eurotiomycetes; Eurotiales; Aspergillaceae. The record is from RefSeq and is a predicted model, not a curated record. Gene Ontology annotation, biological process: DNA integration; chromatin remodeling.
AUGGUUAUCACAGACCGGUUAACCAAAGGUGUGAUACUAGAAGGAAUGUCAGAGAUUGACUCUGAGAGCGUGGCCUGGGCCCUCGUACGAGUACUUAUAAGCAAACAUGGGAUCCCGAAGGCUAUCACCUCGGACAGAGGAAGCCAGUUUACAAGGAUUAACCGCCGACUAUCUACAGCCCAUCACCCCCAGACUGAUGGAUCAACAGAGAGGAUGAACAGUACAGUGGAGACCUACCUCCGCAUCUAUACCUGCUAUGACCAGAGGGACUGGAACAGGUUACUCCCACUUGCAGAGCUAGCAAUUAAUGGCCGUACAUCAACAGCAACAGGGGUCAGCCCCUUCUACCUAAGCCAUGGGUAUAACCUCAGCCCAUUUAGCCCUACCGAGGAGGUAGAGCAACUAGCCGAAGAACCAGCCAAGAGUCCUAUCCAGAAAGGGGAAGCUAUUGUACGGAAAGUUAAGGAAGCCCUAGACUGGGCUCAAGCCUCCAUGGCCUAUUCCCAACAGAAUGCAGAGAAUCAGGCUAAUAAACACAGGAGCCCGGCCACAAACUGCCAAGUGGGAGAUAAGGUCUGGCUAAGUCUGAAGAACAUCUGUACGGACCGACCCAGCAAGAAACUGGACUGGAAGAACGCCAAGUAUGAGGUUAUAGGCCUGGUGGGCAGCCAUGCUGUACGGCUGAAUACACCCCCAGGGAUCCAUCCAGUCUUCCAUGUGGACCUGCUUCGGCUGGCUUCAUCAGAUCCACUUCCUUCCCAGAAGAAUGAUGAUACCCAGCCCCCUGGCAUCAUUGUGAACGGCGAGAAAGAAUACAUGGUAGAGAAAAUCCUGGACGAACGUCCCAGGAGAUACGGGAGAGGUCACCGGCUGGAAUACCUAGUGAAAUGGUCAGGCUAUGCUCGGCCAACCUGGGAAGCUGCCACAGCUUUGGAGGAAGCACAAGCUCUGGAUGAGUGGCUGGAUCGUACAAAACAGUAUAGACUUCAGGACGGCUCACUAAACAGAGAUGCAUACAUAAAGGCUAAAGCGACAUGA